Molecule: messenger RNA, 2448 nt
Organism: Triticum urartu
Lineage: Eukaryota; Viridiplantae; Streptophyta; Magnoliopsida; Poales; Poaceae
Source: RefSeq, a predicted model, not a curated record
AUGGGAGUGCCCAUCCAAGCAACAACUGCUGCGCGCACACACAGCAACAGCGGCAUGCCGGCCUCCCUUCCCCAUGGCCGCGGAGUAGGCAGUGGCGACCGGCAGUGCGAGAAGUCAGAGAUGGGGCGAGAGAAGGAAAACCAGGCGUCUCGCCGAUUGAUUGGGACGGAGCAACGAAUCGAUAUACAGGGGAAGCGGGAAGAUGGUCAAAAACUUGCUGUAAAGAUUCUUCACGACAUGUCAGGACAUGACGAUGUGCAAUUUGAUAAGGAAUUUUACAAUCUUGCAAAUCUGCAACACCAGAACAUCGUGCAGUUAGUUGGUUAUUGCCAUGAAACAAGACGUGAAUAUUUGCCGUACAACAACAGUAAGGUUCUUGCUGAUGUGACAAAGAGGGCGCUUUGCUUUGAGUUUAUGGAAAAUGGAAGCCUUAGCGACUCUCUUUUUGACGAAUUUAAUGGACAUGGUUGGCGCACGCGCUACGCUAUAAUCAAGGGUAUUUGCAAUGGUUUGAAGUACCUUCACGAGGAACUGAAGCCUCCUAUUUUUCAUUUUGAUCUAAAACCAGCCAACAUAUUGCUGGAUAAGAACAUGAUCCCGAAAAUUGCUGAUUUCGGACUGUCCAGAUUCUUCAAGGAAGAAAAAUCUCAUAGCACUAAUAGUCCUAUAGGAACACUUGGGUACUUACCACCGGAGUUUAUACAUCAUCGAAUAAUCUCAAAUAAACUGGAUAUAUUCAGCCUGGGAGUUGUAGUUAUAAAGAUAAUUGCAGGUCCUACAGGCCACUGCAGAAGUGCUGAAAUGACCUCUGAGCAAUUCACUGAGAUUGUGCAUGGGAAUUGGAGGAAUAGGCUACAAUCAGCAGCGUCCGGGUAUUUGUUGGAGUCGUAUUCUGAACAAGUAAAUAUAUGCAUGGAAAUUGCUUUAAGCUGUUUGGAGACCGAUCGGCAGAAAAGGCCAACUAUAGGGGAUAUUGUUAAUAUGCUAACUGAGACAGAGACACAAGAAAACUAUCAUGGGGCAUUAGUUGACCAGAUCAGCACUUGCGUGGUCAAGGACUCUGAGAUGAUAGAUGUCCAUCCCCUCCAGAUCCACUUCUGUUUUGGGCCGAAUAAGAUUAUGUCCUGCCCAUUUCAUGUAACUAAUAACAUGGAUGAUCAGCAUGUGUCCGUGAGGUGUGUCGCAAAACUCCCGGAGGCAGGCCGUUAUCUGAGAGAUGUAUCCGGUGUUGUGCCACCAAGGUCCACACACACCUUCUUUGUAUCGAUGAAACAAGUAGAGCAGCCGCCGACCAACAUGAGCGUGCUUGACAUGGUCGUAGAGACUAUCCUAGGGGAAGUACUGUCGUCGGAUGGUUCGUUUGAGAGGUAUUUUAAGGAUGCUAGAAAAGAAAACAGCCGUGGAUUUCGUGAGGUUACCCUAAAUGCCAUCUGUGCAACAACGUGUGAGAAGACAUCUGAGGUCAUACUCCGUGAGGGUGAUUACGCUGCACUAAGCUCAAUGGAUGUGCACCCUACAGAGCCUUGGAUUUUGGCAGGCCAUAACAGACGACUUGACAUUUGGAACUACAAGACCCAGACAAGAAUGAUGGAGCGUGAAUUCUACCCUGGGUGGGCUCAUGCCAUCAGAAUGUUUGUCUCCUCUAGGGUGUUUGUUAACACCGUUAGGUUUAUCAUGAAGUCGACGGAGCAAUUGUUCGUGGUGGGUGAUACGGACGGGUACAUCCACGUGCAUGACUGUAUGACAAUGAAGAGAGUCAAGGAAUUCAAAGCUCACCAUGGUUGGGUCACAUCAUUGGCCGUUCACCCGACUCAACCAUUUGUGCUGUCAGCAUCUUCCGACAAACUAAUCAAGCUUUGGAACUGGGAGAAGGGGUGGGAGUGCAUCCGGACAUUCACUGGGCACUUGCACUGGGUGAACCAAGUCAAGUUUAAUCCGCAUGACGCCAACACUUUUGCCAGUGCUUCCUAUGACGGCACAGUGAAGAUCUGGAGAAUUUUAUCCCCCACUCAUUUCUCCAGCCUCAACUGCGAAAGGGUACAGGCCUGUGUUGAUUACUAUCCCACGUGUGUUGAUCAGCAGCACUACAUUGUUACAGGAUCGGCAUGGUCUUCGAGCUCAACAACUGGGACGGCACGCAUCUGGGAUUUGCGAACACAGACAUGUAUCAGUGAAAUCAAGGGGCUCCAAGAUCCCUGUAGUGUUGGUGUGAUCGAUUGCCACCCAGAUCGUCCAGCAGUGUUGGUUACCGCGUCAAAGAGCUAUUGUGUUUCUCUCCACGACUCCACAACCUACAGGUGUGAAAGAACGGUUAAUUUCGGUCUCAGCGAGGUUGUCUGUUUUGCAAACAUCAAGGCCACAAGAAGCCUCGCCAUUGGACAUAAGUACGGAGUUGCCAUCGUGGAAAUCGAUAGAUUCUUUAAGGAAGUCCCGCCUCCUACAAGGUAA